GAGCGGUGAAUCAAAAACUCAAUUUUAACUUGAUAAUUUGUUAUAUAAGAGGUCAUCAUACUUAAAUGAACAUCCUGCAAGUUUCAGAACUGAAAACGUCCGUGUUACUGAAAUAUAACCGUUUUUGGCACCAAGCCAGCCAAACACGCCAGUGAGGAAUUCGGAAAUCAAUGACGUCAAAGUAGAAUUGAAACACCUCCCCAUAACCAAAAGGACACGUCUACUUUUGUAGCCCCGCCCACAGCUUCGCUUGUACGGAAGUAACACACGAGACGAAUCACCACCAGACCUUACACAGCGUCUACUCUGAAAACAUGCCUUUAAAAAUCGCCAAAGUUUGUGCCGUACCUGGCUGUGGGAGAACACAGUCGCUGCAUAGCCUUCCUUCGGAGCCUAACAUUCGAAAAGAGUGGUUAAAGUUCGUUUAUAACGAAGUUCCAGCUCGCGUGGGGAAGAGUUUUAGUGUUUGUUCACUGCAUUUCUCGCCUGAAUCCUUUGUAAACAAGACACAGGUCGACUCUGGAUUUGCAACGAGACUGAGAUUGAUAAACAAUGCUGUUCCAACUAUAUUGGAUCCUACAGAAACAGCGCAUCAAUCUAAUGUCCCAACAAAGCAGGAUGUAGCUUGUCAAACAGACACACCGAAAUGCACAUCUCACUCAACACAGCUGUCGUUUGGAACAUUGGGUCCUAAAUUCAGAAGCAAAGGAACACAAUCCGAGGCUGCAGUCAAAAGUGUUGGUGUUUCAACCACUACAUCUGCUGAAACUUUCCAACCUUUUGUUUUGCCACAUUUCACCUCAACACCAUUGAAGGAUUUAAGGCCAACAAAAAGAGCGCGCCUUGAACUGGAAGGGGAGGAAACUGAUUCAUUUGAGGUCACUGAUCAGCAUGACACAACAUACGAGCCUGUAGAGUCGGUCACCACUGUCACAGAGUCAUCACAACUUCAAUGUACAUCAACGCAGGAGGAUGCAAAAUACAUUGUAUUUGAAAACUGCCUCCUGCAACUCUUUGAUACCUGCCCAGUGUGCUCGAGGCGCUGUAAUGUUUGGCCACGAAGAAAAGGGACUUUUGUUGCAAUAGAUCAGCUAUGUCCACACUGUCAAUACUUCCGUCAAUGGAAAAGCCAACCUGUUGUUGGGAGCACACCUUUGGGCAACCUCCAGUUAUCUGCUGCAAUAUAUUUCACAGGUGGAUCGUUCUUCCAAUUACAAAAGAUAUUCCAAACAAUGCGUGUCAGGAGCAUUACCCACAGAACCUUCCGGAAGCAUGCCAGUAUGUAUCUUGAACCAGCAAUAAUCUACACAUGGAAGAAGGAACAAGAAGAAGUGUUGCAGGAGCUAAGCCAGGGUGACAAAGUUAUUGUGGGUGGUGACAUGAGAGCAGACUCACCAGGCCAUUCAGCAAAGUACGGCAGCUACACUGUUAUGGACCUAAAGAACAAUAUCAUAUUGGAUAUGCAGCUGGUCCAAAGCAAUGAGGUUGGUGGUAGCUACCACAUGGAAAAGGAGGGACUGAAAAGAAGUCUGGAAUUUCUGGAGGCACGUGGUGUGAAGAUUGACUGUAUUGUUACCGAUCGUCAUACACAGAUCCAGAAAUUCUUGAGGGACCGUAAAGUGACGCAGUUCUAUGACGUCUGGCACCUGGAAAAAGGUUUGUCAAAAAAGUUGGAAGUAAUCGCCAAAGACAAAGACUGUCAAGUGGUGAAAAAGUGGCAGCGGAGCAUAAGAAAUCAUGUCUAUUGGACAGCAGCUUCUUCCAAAACAGCUGAGGAGAGAGUAGCGAAAUGGUUGUCUAUGGUUAACCACAUUCAAGGUCCAUGA
Messenger RNA from Paramisgurnus dabryanus, 1826 nucleotides. Lineage: Eukaryota; Metazoa; Chordata; Actinopteri; Cypriniformes; Cobitidae. The record is from RefSeq and is a predicted model, not a curated record.